AUGUGUGUCGUGUCCGACAGACAUGAAAGCAUAAUACACACAGUUUCUAAGGUGUAUCCUACUGUUCCUCAUUUGGCUUGUAUAUGGCAUUUGUGGAAAAAUGUGACAAAGCAAUACACAACAAACAGUGAGGUGUUGAGUCCUAUAUUUUAUUCACAAGCGAAAGCAUACAGCCAGGAUGAGUUCGAUAAAUUGAUGGAGAAGAUUGGGAAUGUUGAUAUUCGGGUAAAACGAUACCUAGAAGAUGCUGGAAGAGAUAAAUGGUCUAGGCUUUAUUCACCUGUUAAUAGAGGAUGGACAAUGACUUCGAAUAUAGCCGAAUGUAUUAAUGGAAAACUGGUUGAAGCGUCAACUGAAUAUGUUUACACAGUGAAUGAUGGACCGAGGAGUUUCAUAAUAGAUUUGAAGAAGAAAACUUGCAGCUGCAGGAUGUUCCAACUGGACGAGAUACCGUGUUCUCAUGCAUGGGCAGUAUUGAAGAAUAAAAAUUUGACUGUUGAUGUAUAUUGUUCGGAUUUAUUCAAGCUGGAAAUAGUUGUGAACACAUAUGAUGUGCCAGUUGAUCCUCUUCCCGAUGAGACCGAGUGA
This is a messenger RNA of Lycium barbarum (goji berry), 588 nucleotides long. RefSeq lists its product as uncharacterized. The record is from RefSeq and is a predicted model, not a curated record. Lineage: Eukaryota; Viridiplantae; Streptophyta; Magnoliopsida; Solanales; Solanaceae. Gene Ontology annotation, molecular function: zinc ion binding. The transcript has 2 exons. The coding region runs from base 1 to 588 and encodes 195 amino acids.